Triplophysa dalaica is the source of this 2894-nucleotide messenger RNA. It is a transcript of the gene acadvl, whose product is annotated as acyl-CoA dehydrogenase very long chain. The record is from RefSeq and is a predicted model, not a curated record. Lineage: Eukaryota; Metazoa; Chordata; Actinopteri; Cypriniformes; Nemacheilidae. Gene Ontology annotation, molecular function: fatty-acyl-CoA binding; flavin adenine dinucleotide binding; very-long-chain fatty acyl-CoA dehydrogenase activity.
AUGGCUGAUCAACAUCGAGCAGUUAGGAACCUGGAAAGAUAUCUACGGUCUAAAGAUGUAUCAGAGAAAAAAAUUGCUGCAACAGCUCUUCUUAAUCUGGGUCAAACUCUUGAAGUGAAGGUUCAAACCGAUGAAGUCCCAGUCUCUAUGGUUAAGGCUGAAGUCCCAGUCUCUAUUGUUAAGGCUGAAGUCCCAGUCUCUAUGGUUAAGACUGAAGUCCCAGUCUCUAUGGCAGAGACUGGAGAAGUGAAUGACCCCAUGAAGAAUGAUACUAGUCUAGAGAAAGUUGAGGACCUCACCAUGGAAGGCCUGAAGGAGAUGGGAGCUUUUGGUUUGCAAGUGCCAACAGAACUGGAUGGUGUGGGACUCACCAACACACAGUAUGCCUGGCUGGUAGAGAUUUUGGGGAUGCACAAUCUAGGUGUGGGCAUCACUUUGGUUGGUUUCAAGGGCAUUUUGCUGUUUGGUAACUCCCUGCAAAAAAAUAAGUACCUUCCAAAGUUGGCUCCUGGAGAGAAUAUUGCUGCCUUCUGUCUCCCUGAACCAGGGAGUGGAUCAGAUGCGGACCCCAUUAAAACACUGCAGUCCGCCCCCUUCGGCCAAUACUUCACCCUCAAUGGAAGCAAGAUCUGGAUCAGGGAGAUAAAGGAAAAAAUCACUACGUUCAUUGUGGAGAGGAGCUUUGGUGGAGUCACACAUGGUCCUCCUGAGAAAAAAAUGGGCAUUAUAGCAUCAAACACAGCAGAGGUAUAUUUUGAGAACUUGCGUGUCCCUGCGUACUGUGUGCUGGGAGAGGUUGGAGGGUGAUUCAAAGUGGCCAUGAACAUUCUCAACAAUGGGCGUUUCUGUAUGGCUGCGGUCCUCUCCGGAGCCAUGAAAGGGGUCAUUUCCAAAGCGUUGUGUGUCGACAAUGUGGCUAACAGGACGCAGUUUGGGAACAAAAUCCACCACUAUGGUGCCAUUCAAGAAAAGAUAGCCAGAAUGGCUAUGCUUCUGUAUGUGACAGAGGUGAUCGAUGGUUACAUGGUAAGUGGAAACAUGGACAGCAGAGCAACAUAGUUCCAGAUUGAGGCGGCCAUUAGUAAAAUCUUUGCCUCAAAUGAGGAUGCUGAAAAUAAAUUAACAUUACAUAAGUUGACAGUUUGUGUCACAAAUGAAGACUUUUGUCAUUGUCUGUCAUUUUCGCACAAACUGUUCACCUUUCUCUCUCCACAGGAUGCUGGUGUGGAGAGGAUGAUGCGGGAUUUAAGAAUCUUCCAAAUUUUUGAGGGAACCAAUGACAUCCUGCGGCUUUACGCAGUGCUUAACGGCUUCCAGAAUGCACGCAAUCAGCUGAAGAGCUUACAGAAAGCAUUGAAUAACCCUCUUGGUAAUGCAGCAAUGUUGGCUGGUGAAAUGACCAAGCGUGCUAGGAGGAAGACAGGCAUGGGGACAGGGUUGACUUUGCAGGGAAAAGAUCAUCCAGAGAUUAAUCACAGUGGAGAAUUGACUGUUAAAGCCAUUGAGCAGUUUGGAGCUGUUGAAGAACUUCUUCUCAAACAUGGAAAGAAAAUUAUUGGUGGGUGAUGGGAAUUUGUUUUGAAGCGAGUUGUAGACUGUGCCAUUGAUCUGUACGCCAUAUGGUUAUGGUUUUCUCCAGCAUCCAGGUCUCUCAGCCUUGGUCACCCUUCUGCUCAGCAUGAGAAGAUGCUGUGUGAAACCUGGUGUACCGAGGGGCAUCAGAGAGUCAUGGAGGACGUCAAGUUCCUCAGGUCAGAAACAUCCAAGCAGAUCUUUAAGAUCCUACAAGCUGUUUUUGCUGCUGUGGUGGAAAAUGGAGGAGGGGUGUCUCCUAAUCCUUUGGGCUUUUAAAGAUCUGUCUGCUCUUGCUCUCAUCAGCCAAUCAUCUCCUAGUGACCAGCCAGUCUGAACUGUCUUGAAUUAUUAGAAUAGCCAUCAUCCUGAAAACUGCAGUGCAGUUUUGCACUCCUUGAAGAAUGGAAUCUGUCACAUUUUGUCUGACUAUCACAAGAGUGCUUUUAUAUUAUAUAUAAAUGUAAAUUAAUAAUUAUGAUGGGGGGCACGGUGGCUUAGUGGUUAGCACGUUUGCUCACACCUCCAGGGUUGGGGGUUCGAUUCCCGCUUCCGACUUGUGUGUGUGGAGUUUGCAUGUUCUCCCCGUGCCUCGGGGGUUUCCUCCGGUUUCCUCCCCUGGUCCAAAGACAUGCAUGGUAGGUUGAUUGGCAUCUCUGGAAAUAAUUGUCCGUAGGGUGUGAGUGCGUGAGUGAAUGAGUGAGUGUGUGUGCCCUGCGAUGGGUUGGCACGCCUUGAUGCCCGAUGACUCCUGAGAUAGGCGCAGGCUCCCCGUUACCCGAGGUAGUUCGGAUAAGCGGUAGAAAAUGGAAUGGAAUAAUUAUGAUAGAAUUAUAUGUGGAUGUGUAUAUUUAAGGAGUGGAUUUGAGUUUCCUGUUUGUUUAAUGUGACACCUAUAUCAAAAGAUGGAAAUUGAGUAAUCUAUGACAACCAUGUUGCAAAGCUUCAUGAUAUUUGCUGCAUUUCUCUGACUGGAGUGCUUAACACAGGUUAUUAUCACCCAGGCCGAUGGCCGUCCCCUGUCAUAUUAAUUUGUCAUGUUUGUCAACAGUUUGUUUUGUUUGGCGGCUUCACAUAUUUAACCUUAAACAGUUUCAUCUUUUAUUAUCUAAAGUUUUUCUAAAGUCUUAUCUAAAGUUACCCAUCGGUCUGUUCUCAUUGUUUUAUGACAAGAAUGGUCAAAGUUAAAGGAAUAGUUUUCCUUCAGAAUAAAUCAUAAUUUACUCACCCUGUUGUCCUUUUAUAACUUUAAAGGAAGUAACUACGAUCAAGCAAGUAAUACCACAGGCUUUGAUAAUCAGAAACCUUCUUGCAAUUUAGAC